GCAAACACUUUUAGGGCAGCUAUGGAAUUUAUUGGUGUCAAAGAGGAAGGGAACAUAACUGCAUGAAUGUUAGUCAGAGAGGGAUUAAUGCAGAAGUUACUGUAAAAAAAAGCACAAAGAGAGACACAUUUGGACAGGGAACAUCACUUUAACUGCACUCAGGCUUGUUGAUAGUUGGCGUCAUGGCAGAGCUCAGUUUCAACGUGGAUCAUGGCUAUCUGGAGGGUCUGGUUCGUGGAAUGAAGGCCGGGAUCCUGACUCAAACCGACUAUCACAAUCUGGCCCAGUGCGACACACUUGAGGACAUGAAGCUGCAUCUGCAGAGCACAGACUACGGUAAGAUGCUGUCCUCGUCUGAAGAGGACCUGACUGUGUCUCUGGUGGACAGCAAGCUGAGGGAGAACCUGGUGACUGAAUUCAGCUGCCUUCGCUCCAACGCCCUUCCUCCACUAUCGACCUUCCUUGACUAUAUAACCUACAGCUACAUGAUCGACAAUGUGGUGAUGCUGAUCACAGGGGCUCUGAAACAGAGAGAUGUGGCAGAGCUCCUCCCCCGGUGUCACCCACUGGGCGCUUUCGACCAAAUGGCAGCAGUAGGCAUCGCUCGUACGCCAACUGAGCUCUACUCAGCCAUCCUGGUGGACACACCACUUGCUCAGUUUUUCCAGGAAGCUGUAUCUGAGUCCAACCUAGAUGAAAUGGAAGCUGAGAUUCUCAGAAGCAAACUGUUUAAGGCAUAUUUAGAGUCUUUCCACUCUUACUGCAAUAACAUCGGUGGUGCCACAAAAGAUAUCAUGUGUCCUGUCCUGGAGUUUGAGGCAGACAGGCGGGCCUUCAUCAUCACAGUAAACUCCUUUGGGACAGAUCUCAGCGGUGCCGACAGGAGUGCGUUGUUUCCAUCUUGUGGCAAACUUUACCCUGAAGGGCUGUGCCUGCUGGCCAGGGCCGAGGACCAUGAGCAGGUCAAGGCAGUGGCAGACUGUUACCCAGGGUAUAAGAUCAUUUUUGAUGACCCUGAGCCAGGAUCGGGAAGCAGGACUCUGGAAGACAGAUUCUUUGAACAAGAGGUGAGGCUGAACAUGCUUGCUUUCCUGCAGCAGUUCCACUUUGGAGUGUUUUACUCCUACAUCAAACUGAAGGAGCAGGAGAGUCGCAACAUCGUCUGGAUCGCUGAAUGUGUCACACAGCGACAGAAGUCCAAGAUACACAACUACAUACCUAUCUUCCAACAAAUUAACUCAGCAUGAUUGGUCAAUUAUUUUGAUUUAAGGCUAUUUUGCUUCUAUAACAUGUUUUCUUCUAGACUAGUGGAAAGAAAACAUCCAAUAUACACAUUAAGAUGUUUAUUACAAACUUUGUCUAUUUGUGUCUGUAGAUUUCUCCUAAAUUCACUAAAGGUUAGCAUUAGAUAAUGCCUCAUUUGCAUAUUUAAACAUUUCAGAAUAUUUGUAAUACAAAAAAGAAUUGUCUUAAUGUAAGUAAUCAACCGGGGAAGUUUCCUUUUGAUAUUUAGAAUACAACAAGGUAAUAAAUGUACUUCAUCAAAAA
This is a messenger RNA of Cottoperca gobio, 1548 nucleotides long. RefSeq names its product V-type proton ATPase subunit d 1-like. Lineage: Eukaryota; Metazoa; Chordata; Actinopteri; Perciformes; Bovichtidae. The transcript has 8 exons. Gene Ontology annotation, biological process: proton transmembrane transport. The record is from RefSeq and is a predicted model, not a curated record. Gene Ontology annotation, cellular component: proton-transporting V-type ATPase, V0 domain. Gene Ontology annotation, molecular function: proton-transporting ATPase activity, rotational mechanism. Bases 183 to 1247 code for a protein of 354 amino acids.